Molecule: messenger RNA, 8736 nt
Organism: Ectocarpus siliculosus
Lineage: Eukaryota; Phaeophyceae; Ectocarpales; Ectocarpaceae
Source: the annotation of a GenBank genome assembly
AUGUCCGGUGGCAAUGCGGAGCUGCUCGAGGUUCAAGAGAAGCUCAAGGCCCUCAAUGCCGACUAUGACAAGCUCAACGACGAGUGGACAGGCAGGCUGGCCGCUCAGAAUGAUGAGUUUCAACGCGAGAAACACGACCUCCUUCAAGACUCCUCAGCAAGGCUUCAAGCGGCGAAGGAGCAUGCCGACGCCAAGAAUGCGGAAAUUGUUUCGGAGCUCGACAAGUUUCGGAGGGCAUUCACGGGUGAUCCGCUGGGGUGGGCGGCGGCAACCGAUGAGCAGGGCAAGCCGUACUACUACAACUCGGAGACCGGGGAAUCGGACUACGACAAGCCGCGCAUUCUAGAGAUUGCGGAAGUUAUGAACAACAUCGACUCCCUCGACGAGGGCAAGAAGAAGCAAGAAAAGGCCAUUAAGAAGGGAAAAGAGGCCGAGCUCCAAGCUCGAAAGCUCGAGGUGUCCCUCAAUGAAAUCAGGGGUGAGGCGGCGGCACUGCGGAAGACGAAGAAGGAAUGGGAGGCGUGCGGCACGACCGUUACCUCUCUUUGCGAGAUGAUGUCUGCCGCAAUGGAUGAAACUGAUUCUCGCGUCACAAAGGUGGAAGAGGGGGUACGGGUGGUCACUAAAGCCAACGAAGCGGUGAAGGUUGCGACGAAGAAAAUCGAACAGCAAAACCGAGAACUGUUUGAACGAGGCCUCAGGAUAGAACAACUGACGCGAGAUCUGGCGACGGCAGGCGUGGAAGUUGAACAAACCCGAGACAGGGCGAACAAACUGGAAGAGAGGUUCACUCAGGCUGUUGAAGAACGCGUGGAUGAGGUGAAGCUUCCCUUGGAAGACGAGCUGGCGGCCGCAUACGCUGGGCGUCAAGAGGAAAAGGCCCUUCGAGAGUCCGACCGACGAUACCUCGCCAAUUUAUGGCCAGAGGGUUGGCUCGUACCCUCCAUUCUGAGGCGAUUCCGCACGAUGACGCCGGAAGAAAGAGCCCAACAAACUCUCAAGAUGGAAGAGCUGGAGGCAGAGAGAGACCUGGUAGAGGCCAUCCGAGCUGGAGUUGCGGCAGCAGCGAAGUGGGAGACGAAAGUUGAUGACUACGGUCGAACAUACUACGCAAACUGGGAGUCGGGGGAGGCGGUGUACGACCCGCCGCCGGAGAUGAAGUACAGGCCCCCGCUCGGAAGGAACGAGCUAGGGGAAAAGGUGGACCCGAGGCUUCAGGCCCUCAGAGAGUGGGAACAAGGCACUGAUGGAUGGGGCAAGCCGUUCUGGCAGAACUCUCGCAGCGGGGAUGUGGUUCAAACGGAACCCAAGGGCUGGAGCGAAGCCAUGGGGCUUGGAGAGCACGAGCUAGAGGGCUGGGAGGGCCCCACCCAAGACGAGGUUUCGAGGGAUGUGGCUGUAGAGGCUGCCCGGGUGGUUAUCACGUGGCUUAACAAAGCCAAGGAAGCAGAAGAAAAACGGACACGAAAGGCGGACGAGCCGUUGACUCUUGAGGAUGGGAGUGGCGAGGCCAACGAUGAGAGCAGUGAUGAAGACGACGAAGAUCAAGACGAGUUCGUGUACGAUAUCCAGAGCGUGGAGGAGCUUGCCAUGGGAGGCGAAGGCUGGUGCUACCAAGGGCCGGCUAAUUCUUCAAAUGAGGAAGAAGGCAUUGAGACCAACGCGGCUGUCCAGAAGGAUAAGAGAGACAGUUGGGAGGGAGCACCCGCAGAUGUUGCAGAGAUCAGAAGUAUCAUCGUUCGGCUCGCGAGACGAGAAAACAGGUUUGAAAGGAGGCUAAAGUUGGUCCGACGCAACCUCGAAGACUUGGCCCACGACCUCCUGGCCGCGAAACGAUUGGAAGAGUUGGAAGUGCACGACUUCGCCCUUGGACUAGGAGCGUCGGGGGAGGGAACCGCAAGGAGCCAAGACGUAGAAGGAAACGUGACCGCACCAACGGUGGUAGCAGGAAACACUAAAGAACUAGCAGAUGCCGGUGCAGUACAAGGAGUUGACGAGAGCCCAGGAGGUGGUAACACGACGUUGUCGUCGACGAACGUAGUCUCAGCGGAUAUCGCGACAGCUGUGACGAACGCAGCUGAUGCCCGUGACACUUCAGGCGAUGGUGGGGUUUAUGAGGAGGUCAAGAAGGAAAGGACGACCGACGACGCAGCAAUCGGGUCGGCGGUAGGAGGUGAGCAGACCAACGAAGAUGACAUGGUCAUUGCCGCUGCUGGUGCCGCUUCAUCUAACGGUGGAGAUCCUGCCACAGCGGCAACAGAACCAGCAGGAAGUAGCCCCCGCACCGCCUCGUCCAGCGGAGAAGGGGAUCGAGCACUUGAAACAGCGGCCGAACAGGCCACCACGCAAGCUGCAGGGGAGGCAGCUGCCGAACCCGCCAGCGGCGGCUCUCGCGGAAGCAACCGAACCGACCACGAAGGGUCCGCAGAGGAGCAGCUACAGGAGGGGGGGAGUAGCGGCGCCGUUUCAUGCGCAGCUUUUCACGCGCUGGCAGCGGAGGCGGUUUGGGCAGGCCUUAACGGUUCGAACCACGUACAAAAACCACCACAAAGCGUUUGGGACCCUAGAGGGGGCGACCGCUGGGGCACUGCCGCGUUCUUCGCCGAGCAGAUAGGGAAGCGGGAAGAAGAGGUGGCUCCGGGGUUACCGCGACGAACGAAAACGCGGAUACCCCGGGUCGACCACGACAACGGCGACGGCAGUGGCAGUGGGAGUGAUGGAGGUGGUGGCAGCGUUGGCGAUUGUAGCGGUGACUAUCCACUAUCUGGGAGCUCAUCCAGGCAUGCCGCAGCCCGGGCUUUAUGCAUGGGGGCUAUGAGCUCGAGGCGAGGCUUUCUUCAGCAGGCAGCUGAAGCGGCGGCUCAAGAGGCACGACAGCGGUUGAACAAGGUUGUUGAGGUAUCGGCGGCCACGAACCCCAUUUCGCUAGGAGCAAGCGCACGCACAGAAAGCGACGGCAGUGCUGAUCUCUACGACGAGACUGGUGCCAGCGGAAUGAUCGUUGGACGGGGAGGCAGCGGGUGCCUGACUAAAGCUGAGGACUGCGACGACGAAACACAAGACGAGCCUGUGAUACAGUCCGCCGUCAUGCUCCGGUUUGGUGCAGAAAUUCCCUCGUUAGUGGCGGCAGGAAAAUGCGGAAGGGCCGUUCAGUUUUCUAUCCCUGACGACUGGAAUAACCAGGAGGCUCAAGAAAAGCAACACGCAGGGCAAAUGGCGCGGCGCAAGGAGACGAUGGAGAUGUUGCGCCAGCGAGAUGAGGCCCCUCUUGCCAGACCGAGAGGAUACGACCCCAACAGCGUCCAAGCAGACACGGCAAGUUCCAGAAAUGGCGUGGAAAGAUUUGGUCGAAGCGGAGGAGAUGGCGCUCGCGGGCCUAGCAUUCGAUGCUUCACGGCAACAGGCCGUGGCGGAGAUUUCGACCACGGUGAACCAAUCGUGCUACCCGAGGGGAAGACCAUGUCGUCGAAACAGCUGCAACAGAUCACGACGGUGAUCAGCCAGCGACAAGCAGAGGUGGUGAUUUUGCUCGAGGAAGAAACGCUCAGGUACAACGAUGCCAUGGGUGUGUACGAGUACAAUCACCGCGAGUGGGAGCGGCUUGAGGUGGAGCGGAAAGAGCGGCUGUCUGUCACAUGCCACCAGUCAAGACUAGACCACUUGAAUCUCGAUUCCCUGGCUGCACUUACAAGUGGACCCGGGGUCUCUGCAGGCAGCCGUGUCAGCUCCACCCCAGAUCCCCCUGGUACUAUUGCCAUCCGCCCGUACAAGGGUCACCCACGUGAGAUCCGAGUCGCCCGUUUUCUCUCUACUGCCGUCAAGAUCCCACACGGAACACCUGAAGCUUUUGACCUUGGAGGCUUCUGCGGACCAAGACAUAGCGCUACAGUCGCAAGAAGCAAAGCGGAGGCAACCUUGGCCAAGGAAAUUGCCGAGGAGGCCCGGGCGCACGAGUGGUUGCUACGUUUACAGGUGGAGCUACCAGAUGCGCUUAGAGACAAGGAAGCACUGGAGAGGCUGCCGGAUGCGGCGCUCAACCGGCUGGAUACGCUGCGGUGGGAAGAGCGACGAGCAGGCAGGAUGAUCGAAUGCCGAAGGCGCGUGGCCGAGCUCCGAGAGAGUCUUGUGGAAGAGGGUAGACGUCGGCGGCAGCUUUACGAAGAGAGAAAGUGGGUCGUGCAAUCCGAGUUCCGGAGGUUGCUGGCAGAGAGGGCCGCGGUGGGGGAGAAGGAGGGCAUGAUAAGGCUUCUCGUGAAGGUCGGACACGCGACGCUCGUCGCCCAAAGAUCCACAUUUGAGGCCAGGAAGAAAGAGGCGGCAGAAGACAAGGACGGGGUCGGGACAGAAGGAACGGUUUCUCCGGGAGACGUGUAUUCUGCCCACAGAGACUGGGUCAGCGAGGAAUUCCAGGAGGCCGCAAAGGAACAGAAACGCUGGGAAGACAAACUAGCAGAGAUGGUGCGGAUUCGGGAGCUGGCCCGAAGGCGCGAGACCACCGUGGGCGAGCUUGUACAAGGUGCUGCCAGGGGAGCACUUCCCGCACCCCAUCCAGACCAAUGGCUGCCAAAGGCGGAGAAGCAACGGCACGAAGAUGAGGUGCGUCUCCUACUCGGAAGGCACGCACGGGAGCUACGCGUGGAGCAAGAGGCCGUGGAAUCAUCGUGCGUGAGAGUCCGCGAGGCCGCCCGCGACGUCGCCAUCCUCAAGGCCAAGCUAGGGGCGAUUGAGGGCUGGAGAGACCACGAGAUACUGACCUUGAGGACCGCCGGGAGGGAAGCUGUCGACAGCCUGAAGGGCCUUCUGGAGAAACAACGGAAAGAGUCUGCCGCUCGCAUUGACAAGCUAGAGCAGGCUCUGUCCGAGCUCCGCAAGGAGUACAACGAGGUUCGUGCGGAGCUGACCGCCCGUAUCGAGCAGCUGAACCGCGGGCGUUCCAACACGGAGGCGUGGGUAAAGGCUCUGAGGCACGACCUUGCUCAGGAACGAGCUAAGAGGGAGGCCGCAGAAGACCGCCUGGCGAUCGUGAAGGACCGCGCGAGGGUGCUUUCCGAGAAACUACGAACGGAGCUGCGGGCAGAGAGGAUGCAUUCGCUGCGGCUGGAGCUUUGGAUCGCAGCAUUGCACGAUGAGAUUCGCUUCCACAUCAAAACCCAAGAAGAAAUGAGGCGGCUCCAGGCGCUGGAAAGGAUUGAACACGAGCGACAAAAGCGGGAGGAGAGACACAAGGUGUGGCGACAUCGCACGGCCAUCCGCCUCCUAUGCACGAGCGUGGACGGCCUGUUCCUCUUCUUCGCGCAGCGACUGGCCAACCUGGCUGGGUCUCGACGGACACACAACGACGCCUUACGCGCUAACGGUGCUGUGGAGGUGCUUGCUGCCGUCUGCCGCGGUCCUCGCAAGGAUCUUCGACGGCUCGCCGCAAGAGCAUUGGGAGCCCUCGGUUGGAACGGCCACACCGAGGCGCGUGUCUUGGCGUGGGACAUUUACCGCCACUGGGACCUCUGGGUGCAAUCAUGCUGCCCGGCCGAGGAGGCACGGCUGCUGGAGAGGGGGCGGACCUUCGACGGACCCGAGGAGUUCAGGCAUGCCGAUCAGAUAUCAGCGCCCCCUUCUCCAUCCCCUGCUUCUGCCUGGCACGAACAAGCCAGCAGAAGCCCCAACAGCCCACCGCUCCUUUCCAAGCAGAGGGGGCCGGGAAAGGCAACCAAAGAAUAUUUCUCGCGUUCAAUCGAGGACGACCUUGCCGACAAUUCUGCUGUCGACGAGUCUGGACAGAGGGCGUCGUCAUCAGGAGAUGGACAGGGUGGUCAACUUGUCACCGAGGCGACGGCGACGGCGACGGCGACGCCGGAAGCCGGCCGCCUUGGUGGCGUGGGAGAGGAUGAGAACCAGGAACACGGCAGCGCUGAGAAAAAUGAAGGAGAACGAGUGGAGGAAGAGGAAGAAGAAUUCAGGCCAAGAGCGGCAAUGAGCGCAAGAGCCGUUGUGCGUGAGCGCCGCCAGUGGGCCCUCAGGCGGGCUAGGAGGCAAGAAGGGCCAAACGAGGCCAAUCAACUCGAACUCGGCGGGUGGUCGCCGGCUGGAACCGGUGUCCCCGAGGCGUGGGUGGACACAGUGGUGAAGGUAGCGGGUGUCGGAAGGAGAGGCGCCAGGGGAGGAGGAGGAGGAGGAGGAGGAGGAGGAGACGACAUUGUGGCUGAAGGCAGCGGUCGGGGAGGAGGAGGAGGCGCUGUGGCAUUGCUGACUCGCCUAUGCAGAGAGAGAGACGACUGGGAGGUCGUUCGGGCCGCCGCUUCGGCCCUAAGCGUGGCGGCAUACCACGAGGACAACGCCGACCGCAUGGGCAAGGCGGCGCCGGACCUCAUCCCGGUCUUGGUGAGCUUGCUGCCCCACCCGGACCCCGAGGUGCAGACGCACGCCGCCACCGCCCUCGCCAACCUGGCGUUCGGCUCUCCGUCGUACCAGUCGGAGGCGGGGGAGGCUGGGGCCGUGGAAGCGCUGCUCGACGUCUGUCGCGGGAGGGCUGGCGUGGAUGCGGGCGAUGUUGGCCAUCGUGGCGGGACGAGUGGGGGUGGUACGCCGCUCGUUGCUUCUGGCAUUGACAAGGAUGGAGUUGACGAUAAGGCGGAGGGAGGGGGCGGUAAUCGAGGAAGAAGUGGAGGAGGGAGAUCUACACCAAGCAAUAUAACUACUAAUGGGCGAGGACGCUCUGAAUCUGGAGAAGACGAGGCCGGGGGCGUUCGCGGCGAGGUCCAGCGGGUGGGUAGGACCAAGAAGGAAGGGGAACCGUCGAACAAGAGAGACCAGGGAGCUACAGCAGAGUGCGGAGAACAGGAAGAACACAUGUCUUCGACGGAUGAAGCGAACGCUGAGAAGGCGGAGACUCGCGACGUUGGUGCGGAGCGCGCGACUAAAGUAGGUUGUGAGGGAAACAAGGGUUUCAUUGUGACACGGCGGCAGGACGAAGAGGAGGGUGGCGUCGAGGACGAGGGGGGUGAGGAGGGCGGAGCGGCGGCGACGAUGGACGUCGACGCGGUGCAAGCGGCGACCGCGGCCCUGGCUAACCUGCUCUGCUACAGCGAGGCCAACGCCGUGAGGCUUGUAGCCGCCGGUGGGAUAGGCGUUCUGGUGGGGUUGGUGUCGUCGUACAAACCGCACAACCUUCUUGACUUCGACCAGGCGGAGGAAAUCCAGGCUAACGCAGCCGAAGCCCUGGUCAACGCCACCCGUAACCACGGGGAUGAGGUCACAGUGAGGAUACACUCUUUAGGCAUCAGCCCCUUGGUUCUCAUGUGUGGAUCUCACAACUUGCAGGUGCAACGACAUGCCGCCCUGGUGAUCGGAAACGUGUGCCAGACAGACGUUCACCGUGCAACAGCGGGCGACGAGGGUGCGGCAGAGGCCCUUUUUGCCCUGUGCGACACCAAUGACGACGUAGUCCGCGCGAAUGCCCUCUGGGCUCUUGGAAACCUGGCAUGGGACCCUCACAAUCAGGAACGCAUCGGCCGCUACAUCUCGCAGCUGUUGGCUCUUGCGUCUUCCUCGUGGCUUCCCAUUCGAACAAACGCGCUCAUCUGUCUCGGAAAUUCUCUGUUCUUCCACGAGGCCAAUCGACGUCGAUUGGAGGCGAUCGACGAGGCGGUAUUGACGCUGCUUGGGUAUUGCGAUCACGAUCACCCCGCCCCAGUCCAGGAGGCCGCACUUCGUUGUUUGGUGUCUCUCACGUACGUCGAUCGCAUCGUGGCGCCGUUGGUCGACGCCGGUUGCAUCGCUCUCUUUGUGUCGAGCCUGGCGCCUUCCGUUCCCACCGCCGUGCGCCACCCGGCCGCCCUGGCGCUGCUGAACGUCUCCGUCCACGACCUCUACAAGUCACGCGUGGCGGAAGCAGGGGGGGUGGAGGCGGCGGUGGCUCUGCUGGGCUCGGAUAACCCGGAGGUAUCGCAAAACCCCAGCAAGCAGCGAAGCCUGGGCGAAAGCGGCGGAUUGGCGGUGCUCCUGGGGAUGUGCGACCACAACACCGAAGCACCGCUGCUGGUACCCGUGUUGUGGGGCCUGAGAAACUGCUUGCACGGCAACGACGCCAACAAGAAUCGGUUCGUUCGGGCCGGCGGACUGGAGGCGCUUGUCCAGCUGUGCCACUCCUCCCGCUCGGCGGGCGAAUGGGGUGUCGCGGAAGGGGUUCUAACGACGCUUGUAACCGCUGCCACCGGGAACGAAAAGAUCUGCCGGCGCCUCCUUCGGGUCGGGCUGGAUCAGCUCAUCGACGCCGCGGAAGAUAGCAAUCAUACGAGCAGCUACGGUACCGUGCAGGAUGAGCCCGCCAGCAUCACAAAGUUGAGCGGCCCCAAGCACGCUGGACAUCGCUCUAAGACCUCCGUUUGGGGGGAGACUCCUCCUCCUUCUGCCCCUCCUGGCGAGGGCGGCCAGGGAAUGACAAAGAAAAUCAAGUGCCUGCCAGCGAUGCCAGGGGUGGCGCACGCCUGCCCAUUGCCGGGGCCCCAGUCGGCCGCUGGUCCACCACGCGGACCGGCGACCGAUGGGGAGCUCGGGCUGGACAAGAUCGACGAAAUAGGAGUGGACGGCGUCCUUCGAGAAGACUCUGAGGCGCUGGCGCUAAGGAUGCAAGCGGAGUCGAGGGAGACAUGCUCCGCGCUAGCGACGAGCCUGCUCCAGGCACUUGGGCCGUUCAAUUACGUGAGUAAUAAGCUAGCCAACCGAGGUCUCUCCGUGAUGUGA